Molecule: messenger RNA, 392 nt
Organism: Leptinotarsa decemlineata (Colorado potato beetle)
Lineage: Eukaryota; Metazoa; Arthropoda; Insecta; Coleoptera; Chrysomelidae
Gene: Tom7
Product: Translocase of outer membrane 7
Biological process (GO): protein import into mitochondrial matrix
Cellular component (GO): mitochondrial outer membrane translocase complex
Source: RefSeq, a predicted model, not a curated record
CAUUCUCUUUCUAUACCUAACCUUUAAAUUUGGUAUUGAUUGAGGUUGGAAUAUCGUGCUUAAAAUUAGAUUUGAUAUCGUUAACCAUGGCUUUGUCUGAGGGAACCAAACAACGGUUAGCACUCGUUAUAGAUGCAGCAAAAACUAUUUUUCAUUAUGGAUUCAUCCCAACAGUUCUGUAUUUGGGCUUUCAAAAGGGAGCUGAUCCAGGAAUGCCGGAAAUACAUGUGACAAACCUCCUCUGGUAAUUAGGAAGAAAACUCGUGAAAAACCAUUAAACAUUUCCAUAUGCAAAAAAGUAUAAUGCACAAAAAUAACUUUAUUCAUUCAUUUAUAACUAUAAUUAUGUAAGUACAUAUUCACACAUGAGAAAGUAUAUCCAACAGUACAUU